Schistosoma mattheei is the source of this 975-nucleotide messenger RNA. Lineage: Eukaryota; Metazoa; Platyhelminthes; Trematoda; Strigeidida; Schistosomatidae. The record is from the annotation of a GenBank genome assembly.
AUGUUUGAUCAUUUGGUAGGAGAAAGCUAUGACGCGAAUGUAUCGUUGUUGGGCAUGAAACAACGUGUUCAGACAGCAAUUCAUAGAGCGCAGGCGGUAUUGAAACCACUUCUACAGUCUUAUGAUGAGUUUACGUCAUUUACUGAUAAUAUUGACCACUGCUUAAAUGAAAUACAUUCUGAUCUUAGUGUAAUUUCAACCUAUUCAUCCAACGAGUUCGUAAACACUUUAGAAGAACUACGUGAUUUAAAUGAAAAUCUAUGGACUAUCCAGUCACGUUUGGGUUCAUGUUACUUAUUCAAUGACUUCUGGAAAUUUUCCUGUAAAUCAAACAUUCUUGUACAACAUGAUAUUCAUGAUCAUCAUAGUAAAGAAUUGGAUGUCAAUAUAUCAAAAUGCUCCAUUACCAAUUUAAUUCAUUUUUCUUGUGAACUUCGUCAGAAAAUUCUAACUAUGAUUCGUGAUUUAGAAUCGGCAAUAAUUAACAAAUCAAAUGCAAUUAUAGUUAAAACAAAACACUUGUCAAUUUACCAUGCAAAACAACACUUAAUUGAUUCAACUAUUCCUUUUAUUGUAGAAAAAGACAAAGAAGUGAUUGACAGUAUGAUCUCAUCAAAUGACUCGAUACAGUUGGACAACUAUUAUCUCGAUACUGCAGCUGGUCAUUUACGCUCACGUUCUUUUCACGGUUCACUGUAUUACACACUUUUCUCACAAACUUAUUCUAAUAUUUUACCACAUUUUAUAUUCAGUAUCGAUAAAUGGUCAUUCGGAAGAUGCUUCUUAAUCUUCUUACUUAUUUUUAUUGUAUUUAUUCUAUUUGAAUCGUUCUUUGGUGAACGUUCCAUAAUUUCGCUAAAGUCUCUUGGUAAUGGUUGUCAUAGUGAUGGUCCGGUCGUUGAACUAAGCACAAAUCAUUUAGUGAAAUUCUUUACCUGUUUUCAACUUCCCAAUUCAAACAAUGUGGUUUGGUAA